CGUCAAUGUCCGAUCCUUUCCGGAUUGAUUCACUGCAGAUUUUAUCAGAAGGGAAUUGUGGUGUUCUGUGGUGGACUCUCUUCCCUAAAUGGGGAGCCAUUCGGUGGUAAUGCAGGUUGCUGAAUUUCUAGACUCUACCACUUUCACCCUUCAUACUGUUUAGGCUAGCCUCCCUCGUUCUCCUCCCACCCUCAAAGAACAAAGCCAUUUCUAUGGAAGACCAUCAAAUAGCCAGAAGAGAAACAGCCUAAAAUUCCUUAUUUUUUCCCCCUUGUUCUCUUGCACCACCUUGUGGUCGUUCUGGCAGCAGCAAUAUAUUUUGGCAGCCUUCACAUUUUUAAAUGUCAGUUAUUUUAAUUGUAUAAUAUCUUUCAAUUAAUAACUGUAGCUGUUCUUUAUUGAUGACAGCAAAAACUUUAUAUAGUAAUGUAGGGUUAAACCACUUUCUGUUUCCAAAACAGCCAUUUCUUUGUAUGAGCCACAUAUAAGUCUUAUAACCUCUCAUCCAAUUGACUUUUUACCUUCUGUGUGACUGUGGAGGAUGUCAUGCUUUACCAAAGACACUGCGUCAGGAAAAGCAUAAAAGAUCGAUCCCCUCGUUGAAUAAUUCGUUUGUGUUGCGAAAUCCAUUCAACGGGAAUCUAACUACAUUAGUUUUCCAAGAAAAACAUUGAGCUGUGGUGUUGCCUGGGACAGCAGACCGAUCGACGUGGACGACCCGAGCCGUUGGGCCUCAGUGCCUGUCCAGGCAGCUGGACGCCCUGAACGUGGAGACAGAAAUGGCCGACUGUGUCCUGCUGAGCCGUGCAGAUUAGUACCUGGGUUUCCAGGACGGUAUGUCACAUGACACGUCUGAGGCUCUUCACCCUGGCACGGACGGCCUGCCAUCUGCCCGAGCACGUAGGGCUGCUGAAGACCUAACGCGCUCGUAUUAAGAUGGGACACAGGGAUAAUUGUUCCCAGGGUUCCCUUUAAACGUGGCUCUUGUUUCCUCGUAAAAUGCUUUGCUUGCGUUAUAUUCUGCUAUGUCUUGAAGGCCAGUGAAUUUGACCUGAGGAACUUGUUUGUUCCUCCUGUCGUGGCAUUUGCCGAUUCAGAUGAGUUUAACUAAUUACCUCAAACCGAAUAUAAUGAUGCUACCUUCAGUGGCGAUUUUAGGCUAACUUUGUGAAUGAAUAGUGCGAUACUGGGUCACAUGAUGAUACAUAUCCAAGUAUUCCACUGUCCCAGAACUGGUCUGGGGUGGUGUAGAUGAUCACAGCACCUGACACUGACUGAUCCAAUUUGCAGAUCUCUUCAUCCAGUAUUAGCUUGUUUUGGUUGCCAGGCAAGGAAUCAUGGGAGUCUGGGGCUUAGGCAGUGGGAGUAUAAAAUGGCACUCGCAGUCGUAUCGGGAUUAAGGAUCUUUCAGAGCUUUGUGAGCUGUUGGAUCUCUACCUUCCCUGCAUUACGCAGCCUCGCUCGUAAAACAUGGCUCUCGAGGACUCCGACAUGGACUCUGUUGGGGAGGUUGAAGCAGUUGAGCAUGACGUGGAGACUCCAUACGGCAAAGUCCACUGCACCUUGAAGGGGGUCCCCAAGGGUGAUCGGCCUGUUAUCCUCACCUACCAUGACAUCGGACUGAACCACAAAAACUGCUUCAGCCCAUUGUUCACCCAUGAGGACAUGCAGGAGAUCAUGCAGCACUUUGCCGUCUGCCACGUGGAUGCACCUGGUCAGCAGGAGGGAGUUGCCACAUUUCCAUCUGGAUACGAAUACCCCUCCAUGGACCAGCUGUCUGAAACUAUUCCUCUAGUCCUCAAGCAUUUCGGUCUUAAAAGUAUCAUUGGCUUGGGAAUUGGCGCCGGAGCCUACGUCCUCGCAAAGUUUGCCCUGGACUACCACACCAUGGUGGAAGGACUGGUUCUGAUCAAUAUUAACCCAUGUGCCGAGGGCUGGAUGGAUUGGGCUGCAAACAAGAUCACUGUAUGGGCUCAGGCCCUUCCUGACAUGAUCAUCACCCAUCUCUUCGGGAAGGAGGAGAUCCAAAACAACCAUGACCUGAUUGCCACAUACCGCCACCACAUCCAAACUGACGUCAACCAGUCCAACCUCCAGCAUUUUGUCAAGGCCUAUGGAAGCCGGAGGGAUCUAGAGAUUGAGCGGCCUGUCCCUGGAGGACAAGUUACAGUGAGGACCCUGAAGUGCCCUGCUCUCCUGGUCGUUGGAGACAGCUCUCCUGCAGUUGAUGCUGUGGUGGAAUGUAAUACGAAGCUGGACCCGACCAAGACUACUCUUCUGAAGAUGGCAGAUUGCGGAGGCCUGCCCCAGGUCGACCAGCCCGGAAAACUGACUGAAGCUUUCAAGUACUUCAUCCAGGGGAUGGGCUACAUGCCCUCGGCUAGCAUGACCAGACUGGUGCGCUCCCGCACGGCCUCCGGCUCCAGCGUCACCUCCUUCGACGGCAGCCGGAGCCGCUCGCACACCAACGACGGCAACCGGAGCCGCUCGCACACCAACGAGGGCGGCCGCAUGCGUGCUCACACCGCCGACAACCAGCGCCAUGCGCCCCCCGACGGCCCCGGCGAGAGCACCGGCACCGACCAGGCCGUGCCCAAGUCCACCGAAGUGUCCUGUUAGAGCGGCCAACACGUGCUCCUCGUCCGACCUGUGCUGCCCUACUGCUAGCUGCACAAUAAGGACCACAAUUACCUACCUAAAAAUAAUAAUAAUAAAAAGAAAAAACGCAUAUAGCUACUAUGAAAGGCGCUCCCUUUCCCUCUGCCAAAGAUCCUUUCUUGCGAAAAGGACCCCAGCCACGUUGAUCAGUUGUAACAAAAUGAAACGCACAGGGCUUGGGUUGGCUAGAAGCGGGGGCGGCAGGGGUUGGGGGGAGGAUUUUUGGGAAACUGCUGUGGGCAACCUUGUACAUUCCUGUUCUUUCCCUUUGACCAAUGUAUUUUCCUGGCUCUGGAUUCAGUCCGUUGCAGGGUGGGUGGGGGGGGGGGGGGGGAUGGGUGUUGACUCUCAGUUUGAGAAAUGGAACUUCCUCAAACUGGAGAUUCAGCAAAUAGAGCUACAGGGAACAAAACGAUGCUGUUUGGACGCUGUUUUUCGGAACCAAAUCUAAGGCUUCUAAUGCACCGUCAUAAUCAUUUUUAGUUUGGUAAUCCUUAUAUCUUAUUGGACUAUUUGCAUUCUUUCACAUUUUCAGAUUUCUUUCACUCCACUUAACAGACUUUGAUUAUCUUAGCCAUUGCAUAUGGGUAUAAGUCAUUAUCCUUCGUUGAUUUGCGCUGUUAAUUGAAAUUGAGUUUACAGUAGUGUUCAAAUUGAAGUAUUGCAGUUCAAGGAAAUACGUGUGUUUUCUGUAAAAUCGACUUUCUAUGCAAGCAGUAACAGAAGAACAAAAAAGAAUGUGCCAUCGAACCAGAAAUUGGCAUUUGGAUCGUCUGUGAUGUGCUUGGGGUGCGAGGUGGAGAAGCACGAUGACAGCCUGUGAAACACUUCAUUACCUGCAGAUCUCUGCCAGCUUAUGCAAACCCUGCUCUGUAAAGUUGCAGACCUGCUUAGUGUAGAUGGCGAGUUUUCUUAAUUACAUAAUGGUUUCUAUUUAUUAAAGAAAUGUAACUUUG
Messenger RNA from Paramormyrops kingsleyae, 3614 nucleotides. It is a transcript of the gene ndrg1a, whose product is annotated as N-myc downstream regulated 1a. Lineage: Eukaryota; Metazoa; Chordata; Actinopteri; Osteoglossiformes; Mormyridae. The record is from RefSeq and is a predicted model, not a curated record.